This is a messenger RNA of Camarhynchus parvulus, 1013 nucleotides long. It is a transcript of the gene CLDN10, whose product is annotated as claudin 10. Gene Ontology annotation, molecular function: structural molecule activity. Gene Ontology annotation, biological process: bicellular tight junction assembly; cell adhesion. Gene Ontology annotation, cellular component: bicellular tight junction; plasma membrane. NCBI's taxonomy places the organism in Eukaryota, Metazoa, Chordata, Aves, Passeriformes, Thraupidae. The record is from RefSeq and is a predicted model, not a curated record.
GCCGCCCCGGGCUCCGCCGGGAUCCGCCGCGGCUCCGCGCCGCCCGCCGCUGCUGCCGGGCCCAUGGCGAGCACGUCGGCGGAGAUCAUCGCCUUCCUGCUGACCAUCUCGGGAUGGGUGCUGGUGUCCUCCACGCUGCCCACCGACUACUGGAAGGUGUCCACCAUCGAUGGCACGGUCAUCACCACCGCCACCUUUUGGGCCAACCUCUGGAAGACUUGCGUGACCGACUCCACCGGCGUCUCCAACUGCAAGGACUUCCCAUCCAUGCUGGCGCUGGACGGUUACAUCCAGGCCUGCAGAGGAUUGAUGAUCUCCGCUGUCUGCCUGGGCUUCUUCGGUGCCGUUUUUGGACUGGUUGGGAUGAAAUGUACAAAAGUCGGAGGCUCUGAUAAGACUAAAGCAAAAAUAGCUUGUUUAUCUGGACUGAUUUUCAUACUCUCUGGGUUGUGCUCUAUGACUAGUUGUUCCCUGUAUGCAAACAGGAUUACGUCUGAGUUCUUUGACCCUUCUUUUGUUGCACAAAAGUAUGAAUUAGGAGCAGCUUUGUUCAUUGGAUGGGCUGGAGCAUCACUCUGCAUAAUUGGUGGCAUUAUAUUCUGCUUCUCAAUAGCUGAAAACAGUAAUUCUGCAAGGAGGGGGUAUGCCUAUAAUGGAGCCACAUCUGUGAUGUCUUCUCGUACAAAGGUGCACAACAGCGUCCCUGACAAAAGCCCACCCAAGCACUUUGACAAGAACGCCUACGUUUAGUUGCACUGUUGGAAGACUCAAAGCGUUUUUAAACGUGAUUUUGUACGUUUCAUUCAGAGUGAUUCCCCCCACCCCAAGCCCUAUGUACUUACCAUUAAGACAAUGACUUUUAAAAAUAUUAACUUGCAGCUUUUUACAUAUUGAUGUAAAUUUUAUUAUAUAAUAUUUUAAGAUUGAUGUUGGUAUUGUAAAGUUUAUACCUGGAAAUCAUGAGCUGAUGUUGCAUUCUUGAAAAAAAAUAAACGAGGUAUUUACUAAUUCAG